AUGUCAACGCGCUCAUCCACUGGUUCUGCUUUAUUUAUGCGUCCUUAUACCAAUCCAUUUAAAAUGACUCAACCUAGUGAGAUGUUUGGCUACAAAGAAGCUAAAGUAUUGCGCGAGAGAGAAGCAAGGAGUAGUUUAUUAAGUAUGUCGCUUGUUCAACGUACAAAUUUGCUCCAACCAAAGAUACCGCCAUGCAAAUCGCAGCAAACAACGAUAUCUAGAUCUACAAACCAUUCAAGUAAUGUUUCAACAAUGUCUCGUCGUGAAGGAAAAGAAGCUAGAUCUCAAAGAAUAACAGAAUUUAUUCAAUCAAAGCGAGAGGUAUAUAUGACACAGUUGUUGAUUGACAUGAAAACUCAAGAAAUUAAUCGUCUCAAAAAAGAAGAAUCAGACAAUGAAAAAGAGUUUGCAGAUGAUGAAUCAGAAAUAAGUAAGACAGGUGAGAAGUACAAAUACCUUACAACUAAGAUCGAAGAAGAACUCGGAAAGGCAAGAAAAGCUGCAGAACUUGCUACGCUUGAACAUGUCACUCUUCAGCAAAAACAGAAAAGACAGAAGCUUGCGAAUGAUAUCAUGCGUUCCGAAAUUUCAAAGAACGAAGAAACUCUCGAAUAUUACAAAACUUAUCAGGAAUUUAUUGACAAAUUUAAUGAUGAACAUCUCAUGGAUAGUCCAGAUAAUCUUAUCAAUGAGUUUACGCAAAUAGAAAAUGAAAAUCUGUUCUUAAUAAGAGAAUGUGAUUAUUUUCAAAAAGCAAUCAAUGGAACGAAAAUCCCAACUGAAAAUAUCAUCAAAGAAGUUAAUUCUUCACUUGCACAGCUUGAAGAAAUUGUUUCUAAGCGAGAUUUAACUUCUCAUUCAAAAGUUACUCCAAAACCAGAGAUAUCCGAAGAAAAUACAGUUGCAGAAAUCAAAAGGCUUGCAGAACUUAUUCAUAAAACAUUUUACAACUGUUUUAAAAUUGAUUCUGAUAUUCCUCCGAUUGCAAAGCUUGAAAAAAUAGAAAAUACCAUGGAGGACAUGUAUAAAGCCCUCGAAUUGGUAAGUCCUAAGUUUAUUGCUGAGAAACAGGCCAAAUUUGAUAAAGAUCGCCGCGAAUUAAUGAGAAUUGAGCAGCAAAAGGAGAAGGAGAGAAUCCAACAAGAAAAGAAAGAACAAGCUCUUGAAAGAGCCAAUAAACCAAUCAAGAGAAACACUGGAAGACAUCUUAUGGAAAGAUCUCUUCCAUUACACUACCAAAAGACAAAUAAUGAAGCUCUCCUUCGACAAAUCGCAGAGCAACAGGCCAUGGAAAAGUUCUUAUUUGGUCCUGCUCUCGAAUAA
Messenger RNA from Trichomonas vaginalis G3, 1323 nucleotides. RefSeq names its product cilia- and flagella-associated protein 100 family. The transcript has a single exon. Lineage: Eukaryota; Parabasalia; Trichomonadida; Trichomonadidae. The record is from RefSeq and is a predicted model, not a curated record. Bases 1 to 1323 code for a protein of 440 amino acids.